AUGAGCCAGACAGCAGGAUCUAGUCAACAUCAACAAUUUCUUACAAGUUCGAAUUAUAAAAAUAAACGACAAGUACAUAAUCUUGAUUUAGAAAAUGAAUUGGUUGAAAAGCAAGCUAGUACAGAGCAUGCUUAUGAAAUAGAAGUUGAAAAAAAUACUUGCGAAAUUGGCAUUCAAACUGAUGAGUUUAGUAAUAAAAAUAUCCAUGAUAUUGGCAUACAAGUAAUUGAUAACAUGUCGCAUACCCUUGAAAAUUAUAUUAAUAUACUUCAGAUGCAAUUGAGUAUAAAAAAUGAAUGA
Cetraspora pellucida is the source of this 300-nucleotide messenger RNA. Lineage: Eukaryota; Fungi; Glomeromycota; Glomeromycetes; Diversisporales; Gigasporaceae. The record is from the annotation of a GenBank genome assembly.